Linepithema humile (Argentine ant) is the source of this 1062-nucleotide messenger RNA. NCBI's taxonomy places the organism in Eukaryota, Metazoa, Arthropoda, Insecta, Hymenoptera, Formicidae. The record is from RefSeq and is a predicted model, not a curated record.
AGUAUCAGUACAAUUAUUAAAAUAAAUAAUGAGAAAAAUAUAAAUUUAAUGGUAUUUGACAGAUCAUUCAGCUCAAAUGUCUCAAGAGAAUUUUGUCACGGAAUUUCUAAAGCAUUGUGAGGAAAAUAAUGUGGAGCCGCUACCUCGAUUUGUAGUAAACUUUUAUAAAUAAUUUUAUAUUAUAAUUAUAUGUGUGUCUUUUGAUGUCACUUAUGCUUAAGUAUUAUACUUUUGCAGAUAAAGAAUGGUAUAGAAGAAUUUGCAACAUUGGAACCAGAAAAGUAAUUACCUUAAUUAUAAAUAAAAAAUUUUAUGCUUAAAAAUUUACGAUUUAUUAUUUAUUAAGGGAAUUAAAGAAAGAUGUUCCUGUCUUUCACGUUUCUUUCGAAAAUCCUAAAAGAAUGGAGAACGCACAGAAAUUGGAAUGAAGUAUCGAUUUGCAUUCUGGAUGCACUGAAUAUCACAUUGGAGAAAUAUAACACCAUUACAGUGCUCAAAUUGCCCAAUUGUCAAAUAAACGCUUACGGCGUUCUGCAGAUAGCACAUAUGAUGUCGGAAUUCGGAUGUAUUUUGGAUGUAAAUCUAGAUAACAAUCCGAAUGUGCAAGAGAAUUAUUAUUUACUUUGCGCACCGACCAGAAAUUUAUGUUAUUUGUCUUUGAAGAUGUGUAAAUUAUCCGACAACGGUAUGCAAAAAAUCGCAAACGAAUUGAGAUACUGGGAUCCGCCGAAUAAUCCAAAAUUGGUUGCGCUUAAUAUUGCGGGAAACGAUAUUACGGACAUCGGUGCCAAAUAUAUCGCUGCAAUGCUUCGCACUAAUCGAUCUCUGCAAAGCGUUGUGCUAACCGCAAAUAAAAUACAAGACGAGGGAGCUUUGCUAAUAAUCCAGGAACUUUGCAUGUACGUUUAUUAAUAAUGAGGUAAUUAAACUAGAUAAUCUUAAUAUAUACUGCUAUCUUUAACGUCACGCGAUAGGUCCGCUUUGACCCAUGAAGAAAUCGUUGACCUUCGACGCCGCAGAUUUAUCGAGCUGGAGAGUAAGGUUGAUAAAUUAUCACGCUGU